AACGAUUUCUACUUCUCAAGUACCCACUUUAUACUUUGACGUAAUUUUAUACAUUGCCUAAUGGUAUACUACUACAAUAAUUAUAACCGCUACUGGGGUUUAGCCGCCUUGUUGGUUGCUAUAAUAUGCUUGGCGAUGUUCUUCGUGAUCAGAAGGAGGAACAGAAUGCGUGCCAACAUGAAUCAAGACACUGCUUUGCAGCAAUAUCCACCACCUCCACUUGGACCGCCUGGUGGUCAAUAUCAGUAUCCACCACCACCACAAGACUACCAAGAAGGUUAUUACCAGCCUCCUCCUCAACAGCCUGAAAACGGUUACUACCCACCACCAGCCAAUCCUCCUCCUCAGCAGUACAACUCACAGUCACCAGUACCGGCUUAUAAUAAUGCCAAGACUGACAAUAACCCUACAUACGAUCAACCAGCACCGAUGUAUAGCCCACCACCAGGUCAGUCCGCUUAUGACGCAAACGCUGGUCAAAGUUAUGCUAGUCCCAGUCAAGGCACUACUAUGCCAGACCCAGCUCAUUAUCAAAACCAUGAUAACCAGUUCAAGCCAAAUCAUGGUUGAUCUAGGCUGAAAUUUUUUAUAACUUCCCUAUUAAAAAGCCAUUUUCGGUUGUAUUAUACAUGAUGCUUUUCAAUAUAUCUUUGUUCAAUACUAGGAAAUACUGGGU
Umbelopsis ramanniana AG is the source of this 676-nucleotide messenger RNA. RefSeq lists its product as uncharacterized. The record is from RefSeq and is a predicted model, not a curated record. The transcript has a single exon. The coding region runs from base 61 to 570 and encodes 169 amino acids. NCBI's taxonomy places the organism in Eukaryota, Fungi, Mucoromycota, Umbelopsidomycetes, Umbelopsidales, Umbelopsidaceae.